Molecule: messenger RNA, 2261 nt
Organism: Megalops cyprinoides (Indo-Pacific tarpon)
Lineage: Eukaryota; Metazoa; Chordata; Actinopteri; Elopiformes; Megalopidae
Gene: ercc8
Product: excision repair cross-complementation group 8
Exons: 12
Coding region: 287-1492 (401 amino acids)
Biological process (GO): protein polyubiquitination; proteasome-mediated ubiquitin-dependent protein catabolic process; transcription-coupled nucleotide-excision repair
Cellular component (GO): Cul4A-RING E3 ubiquitin ligase complex; nucleotide-excision repair complex
Molecular function (GO): protein binding
Source: RefSeq, a predicted model, not a curated record
CUGAGUAUAAUGCAUCUUGAAAUUUCUAGAAUAUAUUAGAAGUUUAAGCUAUGCUGUUUUACAUUUCUUAACGAGUAUGGUAAACCGUGGAGUUUUAAAGCCUAGGUCUCGGCGGUUCCUUAAACACAGGAAGCGUUUGUUGUGUGGUUUAGAAACAGAACCUCUCACAGCAAAUGCUUUGUUUAGUGUAGGCAGUGAGACGACUGGCUGGCUAGCUAGCUAGCUAGCUAUAACGUUAUUCGUCUUCUAAUUAUUUGGCGUCUUAUAUUAUUGCUUAUUUGGGAAUAUGCUGGGGUUUCUUUCAGCAAGGCAGGCUGGAUUAGACGAUCCACUUCGCUUGAGACGCGCUGAAUCAACACGAAGGGUCCUCACCUUAGAGUUGAAUCAGGAUCGAGAUGUGGACAGAAUCCAUGGCAACGGCAUUAACACCCUGGAUAUCGAAGUCAUCGAGGGCAGAUACAUGCUGUCGGGCGGAGCUGAUGGUGUGAUCGUGAUCUACGACCUGGAGAACAGCAGCAGGAAGCCUGAGUACACCUGUAAAGCAGUCUGCACCGUAGGCAGGUCCAGUCGGUAUGUACACAAGUUCAGCGUAGAGACCGUGCAGUGGUACCCUCAUGACACUGGGAUGUUUGUCUCAAGCUCAUUUGACAAAACCAUGAAAGUCUGGGACACGGAGACUCUGAAGCCAGCAGAGGUGUUCCAUUUCGAGGGGAACGUGUACUGCCACCACAUGUCUCCCAUUGCCAGGAAACACAGCCUCAUUGCAGUGGGCACCAAAGAUCCUAAAGUCCAGCUGUGUGAUCUGAAGUCUGGAGCCCGCAUUCAUGUUCUGCAAGGUCACAGAGGAGAGGUCUUGUCUGUGCGAUGGUCUCCCCGCUAUGAGCACAUCUUAGCCACAGCCAGCUCAGACAGCAGGGUGAGAUUUUGGGAUGUUCGGAAGGCCUCAGGAAGCCUAUUCACUCUAGACCAGCACAAUGGGGACAAGUCCAAAGCUGCAUCAGAGUCAGCAAACACAGCACACAACGGCAGGGUGAACGGGCUGUGCUUCACGGGCGACGGGCUCUACCUGCUGACCACAGGGACGGAUGACCGCAUGAGGCUGUGGAACAGCUCCACGGGAGAGAACACUCUGGUGAAUUAUGGGAAGGUGGCAAACGAGAGUCGUAAAGGGCUGAAGUUCGCGGUGUCGCGGGGCUGCAGCCCGGAGUUUGUGUUCGUGCCGUGCGGCAGCUCCGUGGCGGUUUACGCCCUGCACACGGGCGAGCUGGUGACCAUGCUCAGGGGACACUACAACAACGUGGACUGCUGCGAGUUUCACCCCGACUACCAGGACCUGUACAGUGGGGGAAAAGACUGCAACAUCCUGGCCUGGGUGCCCACCCCACGCAAACCUGACAUUGAGGAUGAAGGACGGGGAGAGAAGGGCGAAGGCCAGGCGGCACUGAAUCCUGCCUUUGAAGACGCCUGGAGCAGCGGCAGCGAUGAGGACUGAAGUCCCUACACUGUCAUCCUGCACUCGAAAAUACAUCGCUGUGGCAACGCUCUGAUUGACAGCCUCCUCUAUAUUGCCAAACUGUCAAAACUGUCUCCUUUUUUUCUAUGAAAAUAAUAGUUUAGCUGGUCAAAGUAUAGUUUGACUUGGAUUAUGGAUGGGAUUUUCAAAGACAAAGGAGAGGAAAGAGGAGUAUGUAGAAUAUGUGUGUAAAUACAUGCUGUGUACUUUUUUAACUUCUUGAUCAUUGUGAUGUCAGUCACCUUAAACCCGUUUACCUGCCUGAGGAUUUCUGCAUCGUUUGAAAUGGACACGUCUCCUCGUUUCUCCUCUGACGUUCCCGUGUGUGCUGGAGGUGCUGCGCGCUCAUGGCGGGAUAGCACGGAACCUGUAAAACAGACGACAGAUAAUGAGCUCAUUUGUUGCAGUUGUGGUUGGGUCGUGUUGUGGUUAUUUAGAAUUUUUUUUUAUACGUUUCCACUUCAUGCAUCACUGUUUUGGAGUCGCCAGUUGGACAUGUUGGCUGGUGUCACCACGGUAACCGCUGUACUCAUGCAGGAGCCCUGGGGAGUAGCCAAUGCAGUCGUUAGGUGCACUCACACACCAACCACCAAUAUUCAACAAAAUGCCUAUUGGAGGAUGGGUGCAGUUUCACUAACAUCAUCCAGUCAAGCUGCAACCAACUGAUAAGUCAUAGGGUGCCUGAGAGUAGGGAGACAAGCAGCCCCAGCUGAGAUUCCCACCCUUAUACCCUGCAAAUGAAACCUAU